Messenger RNA from Rhizophagus irregularis DAOM 181602=DAOM 197198, 3127 nucleotides. RefSeq lists its product as uncharacterized. The record is from RefSeq and is a predicted model, not a curated record. NCBI's taxonomy places the organism in Eukaryota, Fungi, Glomeromycota, Glomeromycetes, Glomerales, Glomeraceae. Gene Ontology annotation, biological process: signal transduction.
AAAUAAAUAUAAAACAUAUAUAUAUAUAAUUUAUAUAUAUAUAUAUAUACUGUAUACAUUUUUUUUUAGAAUUUUUAUUAUAUUUAAUUUAUACAAAUGUUGCGCGGCGCGAAACAUUCGUUGAAAAAAAAGAAUAGUACUUCUAAAAAUGAAAAGAAACCAAGUUUACGUAAGACCAUGUCCACAAAGAAAGAAGUUAGACGUGAUGUGGCUCAAAACAUCACUUUAGAAGAGGUUCAUUUGAUUAUAAAAAGAUGUUCUGAUGAAAUAAGAUUACGAGGUUUACGUGAGGUUGAUAUUUUUAAACCUUUAAACAUAGGUGAUAGUAUGGAUGAAGUCAGAAAACUUUUAAAAUAUUUAUUAAAAGAUAGUCGUACGGAAUAUGAGGAUAUAAUAAGAUCUUAUAAUAUUCAUGCCGUAGUUUCAGCAAUGAAAUGGGCUUUAAGACGUAGUGAUACCGUAUUAGUACCAUAUCAAUAUUAUGAAGAAUUUGUUAAAUAUGAACAAGAAUGGGAUUAUGAUCCGAGUAAAGGUUCUUUCAAGAAAUUUUUAGAUUAUUUACCAAAACAAAAUAGAGAUAUUUUAUGUGAAUUAUUCGAUAUUUGCGCUGAUGUAACGGCUGAAUCUCAUAUAAAUAAAAUGUCGGCUGAAAGAAUCGUUAAAACAAUAGCGCUUUGUAUUCUUGGUAAUAAAGAUAGAGGUUAUUCAAAUUUUGAUACUGCUUAUGAUGAUUGGACAAAAUAUUCUGCUGCUUGUCAUCACUUAUUUUUGGCUUAUUUACGUGAAAAAUCUGUUUCAACUGAAUUAAAUCCUCGUUUAACAAAAUUAUUGGAUAAUUAUGUUGAAUAUAGAAAGACUGUAACUUCUGCUUUCUUUCAAUUCCCUGAUUCAAAUUCUGAUUCUAAAAAACAAAAUAGACCUCGUAAACAAUCUAUUGUUACUUUUGCUGAAACUACUGAAAUUAAAACAACUGCAACUACAACUACUGCAACUACUUCUUCAAGUACAAUAAGACCUGUUAGUAUUUUAAGAGUAACAAGACAAGUUCCAACGACAAAUUCUAAUUCUAAUAAUAGACAAACGAAAACUUUAACAACUUUUUUACCUGAUGUGAUGGAUAGUAUGAAACGUAAAACAAUAAUUCGUCCAAGUACUAUGAUGACUGCUGAUGAAAAAAAAUCUGCUGAAGAUAUGUGGGAUGAAUUUCAAACAAAUGGUGUUACUGCUAUGUCUGAUGAUUUUUUGAAAUUAUUUUUCUCACUUGAAGAUAGAGCUAAAAAUGUAAAAAUUAGUGAUACUGUUAGUGAAAAACAAUGGACUCAAUUUUCAAGAAAAGGUUUUAAAAGUAUUUAUUUAGAUCCUUUACCUGAUAAAUUAGAUGAUAUUAUAGAAACUUCUGAAAGUGGUAUAACAAGUGAAGGAAAUAAUUCAAGUUUAUCAGAUUCUACUAGUAAAGAAAAAAGUUCUAAUCAAGAAAUUUCUUUAUCAAGAAAUGAUUCCGGUGUUUCCGGUGUUACAUUACGUCAAACUAUGGUUUGGGAUGAUUUUUCAAAAAAAGGUUUUCGUAAUUCCGUUGAUAAUGUAUCAAAUAGUUUAACUCUCACUUCAGCUGAUUCAAUAAGAAAUUCAAUAAGAGAUGAUGAGAAUAGUAAAAAUAAUAGUAGUUUACAAAGUGAAGUAGAAGAGAAAGAAAGGUCAAUGAGUCAAGUUAUUUCUCUUAUUAAAAAGAAAUCAAUAAGUGGUAGUAGAAAAAUUGUUAAAUUCAGUUCAUUAAGAAAACCUCGAAGGGCUAGAUCUUUUGAAUCUACUCAAUCUUCUCCAGAUUUUUCUAAUGAUAAAGAAGAAGAUUGGGAAGAUUGGGAUAUUAUUGACCGAGCUCAAGAUUUACCUAUUACAACUCAUUUGGCUAUUGAAACCGUUGAUGAGAUUUUCCCUUACGUAUGGAUGGAAACUACUGCCGCAGCUGAUGGUGAUAAAUGGGGUGAUUGGGUAUUUAUUGAACCAAAAAAAGGUUUAAUAAAUGAAUGUGAAUGGGUAAUGAUUGAAGAAGAAUCUCAAGUAUUUUCUGAAUGGGAUGUUGCUACUACAAAAACUAUUACUCGAAGAAGAAAAAUGAGCGCUUUUAGUACAUUUAGUAUACCUUGGGUUAGAGGAAAUUCAAAAUCAAGACCUGUUAGUAAAGUUACUUCAAGAAUGUCAAGAGUAUCAAAAUAUUCGAUGGCUUCAAGUGUUAUGCCAACUCUUCCAGCUGUUUGGGCAAUGUUUGAUCGUUCAAGACCUGAUGAUAAUAGUGUUCCAACGAAUUAUAAAUUCAAAAAUAAGCCAAAAGAUCCAAAAAGUUUUGCAUAUCAAGCAGCACAAGUUCGAGCAUCAAUCAUGCAAACUGGUUUUGAUGAUGGUGCUGAAGCAACGUUACAAUAUGAAGAACAAUAUGUUGAAGGUGAAUACGAAUAUGAUGAUGCAGAUUAUGAUUAUGAAACUGAUCCAACAGGAGAAAAUGGUUAUUACGGUUAUUCAUCUGAUCCAGGUUAUUAUGGUCAUUAUAAUGAAUAUGAUGAAUAUCAAGAAGAAGAAGAAUAUUAUGGUGAUGAAUAUUAUGAUCAAGAUUAUAACGAACAAGAUUAUAAUGAUCAACAAUAUAAUGAACAACAAUAUAAUGGUUAUAAUGAAGAUGAUUAUUAUUAUCAAGAUCAAGGAGAAGGAUAUUCUGAAUAUUCCGGAUACGAAUAUGCUGAAGAAGUUGAAGAAGUAGUUGAAGAACAAUAUACAAUUCCAACACCAGGAAGUUUUGUAGCGCAACGUCAAAUGGUGUUACAAGGAGAAUUACCAGCUUUAAAAUCUUUACCAAAAAGGACUUUCCAAGGACUUUCUCAUGAAAGCAAAUACAACAAUAGCAAAUUAUUCCCCAUGCAAUCAUCCGAACGAUUAACAUAUCAAAGACCCUCGAUAAGUCCAAAAGUCACUCAAAUCAAAGCAUAAUUUAAUUAUAUUCUCCUAUUUAUAUGUGACGAUGCGACGUUAUUAUUAUGUUAUUAUUCAUGUAUAAAUAAUUUUUUUUUUAAAAAAAAACCUUGUAUUUACACUUUCACUAUUUUAUUUGGCAUUCAAUUAUUAUUAUUAUUAUAUU